AUGGCCCUGGUGAAUCCUCCGACCUGGCCUGAUGUUUCUCACAAUAUUCAUAGUGCACGGCAUUUCAGUUGGACCGCAGGUUUUCCAUAUCUAUCACGUCUCGAUGCUCAUGCCGGUCCUCCCAGUUUAUAUGACAUCAAGUCGUCUCCAAGUUUGGAAUACUCGCCUCUCGGCGACAUAAACGCUCUCACUGCCUUUGACAGGGCCGGUACCGAGUUCACAGCUCCUAGGAGGGUAACCAAUCCAGAGGUCGCAUCUUCUGGCUCACAAGCACACGCCGAUCUCUCCAAAGAACUCUCCUAUAAAACUCCAUGUUCCGGCAAUAAACAUCCUCGACGACCGUUUCACAAAUGGAUGAGAUCUCUGCACCGGCGAGUCAGUCAUAGAGACCAUGAAGGGGCAAUAUGGCCUGCUGAUGCGGGAUGGCAAUACCUCGAGUCCAAUCAAUCUUAUCAACAAUCACUCAACAACAAACUAAGCCGUCGGCUUUCAUCUUCUGGAUCCUCGCUUGGUUUGAUUGCCGCAGUUCAAAGCGCCAGUAUUAGCCUCGCUAGUGGCAGUGCUGUCUCGCGCUCACGCCGACAUUAUGGUCGCUCGCGUUGCCGUUCCCGGGCUGAGCAAAGUAGCCGAGCUUCUUUGUCUGCUCCACGAUUCUCUGAGGACAGUAUUCCAUUGGAAAAGGGGAAUGUAGACGUCGCCGAGAUGCACCGCUCGAUACGGCGCCGACAAAUCCUGGAAGAGCUCAUAAGUACGGAGGAAGGCUACAUCGGUGAUGUCCGCUUCCUUAUCCAUACUUAUAUCAACAUACUUGCUGCUCUUCCUACUUUGCCCGAACGACUACGGUCAUCCAUCAACCACAACCUGGACCGCAUCCUUCAGCUGCACGAAGAGAUACUAGGCGAGUUGCACAGAGUAGUUCCUGACUCCGAGUACAGUCAAGCCGAUCAUCUCACUGCUUCCUUCAAGGUGACCAGCCCCAAAACAGGACAUCGUUGGUGGGGCAGUUUGGACGUACUUCCGGAGGACCAGGUCAGCCUUCAGAGGCUCGAAAGAGAGCCUGGUAUAUUUUCUGAGCCUCAGGUAGCAGCAGAAGUAGCUAAAGUUUUCAGCAAGAGGAUGCAUCAAUUCUUUGUGUAUAGGGAAUAUGGCGCAAAGUAUGAGACAAUGAUCAAGGACGUUACCUCAGCCCUCAAGAGUCUUCCUGAGUGGGAAGCUCAUCAAAAGGGUCUUGAAGCGUUUGCAUUCACUAUUGGAGCCGCCCCAUCGUCUAAUGAUAGGAAGUCGCUUACUAUAGGGGACCUUCUUGUCAAGCCCAUCCAAAGGGUUUGCAGAUACCCCCUUCUGUUUGCAGAGUUGUUGAAAUGUACUCCCGUCAUCGAUUGCCCGAAUUCUCAUAUGGAAGUUGAAACUGCAUUGAUGAGACUUCGCGAAGCUACAUCCGCGAUCAAUCGUUCGACCGAGGACAAUCUGAUGAAGGAGACUCUUGAAAAGACUUGGUUAAUACAGGAUCGCAUUGUCUUUCCCAACAGGAGACUAGAUGCGAACUCGAAAAAUCAAGUGCGCUCGUUUGGACACAUACAGUUAUGUGGGGUCCUACAUGUCUGUUGGCAGACAUCAACAGGUGUCGAUGGUCAAUAUAUGAUCUGCUUGCUCUACAAAGACGUCCUCUGUCUUGCCUGUGGUGGGAGGUAUGAUCCGAUCUACACCGUGGUAGCCUGCAUCGAUAUACAAAGUACAACUAUUGAAGAUGUCGAUAAUGGGCGAGGCUUACAAUGCCAUCUGGCGCCUUUCUCGUGGAAAUUGGUCUUUAAAAUUGAUCACCAGCUGUAUGAAGUUGUCAUGACGGCUUGCACAUCCAAAGAGGAAAGCGAAUGGCGAAGUCGACUGUCCCAACCAAGUAUUUCGGAUGCAAGUACAAGAGCUCCGGGCCUCAAUCUAUUUCUCUCAAUUGACAUUAGGAGUUUGGGUGCUGUCUUUGGGCGGCCAGGGACGAUUGCACGAAGCUUGUCGACUCAUCGUACCUCAGCUAGAGAGUUUGAGUCGUCUGCCCUUCACUUCAUCCUUAAAAACACGUGUGCUGCGAGGUCUAGUAAUCCUACCUGUGCAGGGACUGGACUAAAUCGUUCGCAAUCGUUAUUGGCGACGAAGAAAGCGAGAACUCCAGUCCUAGUGCCAUCUCGAAGUGAAAGGGGUCGGCUCGAGAUACUUGUGGCAGACGUCUGGAGCCAUGGCGUCCUUCCACUUCCUAGCAUGACGAACUUCGCGCGGAAUGAGCAGGCGAUCAGACGGUCGGCAUCGACAGUAAUGAGGAAAUUGAGCGUAUCAAGCAUGGCCAGGCGAUCAGGAAGUGUGAAACGCAAAAUUGUCGAAGACCUAUCAAGCGAAGAACAAGUUCAUCACAACAGCAUCUCAAGCGAUAGUGGUGUUGAUGUGUUCGAUAAGAAUUUCCGUGAAGGAAGCUCACAUUCUUACACGACAAGAAGCUCUCUUUCCCCGGAGACCCAAGAACUCGGGGAGGAGUGUCAGAUCCCCGAUGCUCAAUCCCCUAGACUCGAGCUUACACAAAUAUCCGAACUUGAACCUCUUGACCUGAUAGGAAUCGUAUCAAAGAAGCAGCUUCAGAGUGGAUCAGGAGGAGCGACGGCUAGAGGGGAUCACAUGGUUAACAAACUUGCAACAAAAUCAUCACGAACACAAGCAAAAGAAAACAGUCCUCUCAGGAAAGACAGUUCUGCCUUUUGGGUGAAUAGGGGAGUCCAAAUCAAGGAUACUUCAUCGAUGGAAACACAAAGUCCAGAUAGUGGAAAAAAGCACACCGGCAUUCGUAGGUUCUUCCAUUGA
Messenger RNA from Fusarium pseudograminearum CS3096, 2841 nucleotides. RefSeq lists its product as uncharacterized. The record is from RefSeq and is a predicted model, not a curated record. The transcript is spliced from 7 exons. Lineage: Eukaryota; Fungi; Ascomycota; Sordariomycetes; Hypocreales; Nectriaceae. The coding region runs from base 1 to 2841 and encodes 946 amino acids. Gene Ontology annotation, biological process: regulation of GTPase activity. Gene Ontology annotation, molecular function: guanyl-nucleotide exchange factor activity. Gene Ontology annotation, cellular component: cytoplasm.